AUGGCACUGUUCGAUGGUUUCUUUGUGAGAAUUUCCGUUCUCACCGGUGAACUCGUUGCCAUAGAUCACUUAAAAUUGAUUUUCACGUUGUUGGCCACUUAUCCGAUAGCUUCGAUAUACAAAAAUUUAUUACCUCCCGACAAUCAAAAUCUCAAGCAUCUGCUUUCCAUUUUAUUUGCGAUACUGGUGUUUUUUGGUGUGUUCGAUUUGGCCGACGCUUUUUAUACCAUUUUGUUCGAUUCUCUUUUGACGUAUGGAAUAAUGUAUAAUGUGAAGAACGAAUGGGGCCCAAGAUUAGUGUUUCUAUGUAUGUUAGGUCACAUGAGUGUAAGCAAUCUGCGAUCUUCGUCUAAUAAUUCUCGUGACUGUGCACAUCACAUAAAUCGACAACUCAACCACCUAUCAUAUGAUAAAUUCGACUUGACAAGCUCUCAAAUGGUGUUGGUCAUAAAGUUGACCUCAUUCGCGUUCAAUGUUUAUGACGGACGAAGGCCACUUCAUGUGUUAUCUUCAGAUCAAAAACGUAAGUCAAUCCCUUCUAUGCCUCCGAUACUUGAAUUUCUUGGGUACGUUUACUUUUUUGGUGGAGUUUUUACCGGUCCGGCAUUCGAAUUCAUGGAAUAUCGACGAUUUGUCAACAUGGAAAUGUAUCGAAUCGAUGAGAUUGACACCAACAAGCCAAAAGAGCUGAUUCUUCAAAAUCCUAUCAACGCCCCAGCCAAUCGUAAAGUGGAUAAGCAAUUUAUUUGGGAAAAGAAUGAUGAAAAGCAUUCAAGGCCUCCCAAAUAUUUUAUUCCCGAUGGUUUCUCACCUGCUAUGGGUAAAUUGUUAUCCAGUUUAUUUUGGAUUGUAUGCUUAAUCUCGUUUGGCGGUAAAUACUCGUAUGAUUGGACUCUUGGCGAAGAAUAUAAAUCGAUCUCAUUUCUGAAGCGGCUAUGGUUCAUACAAAUGGUAGCCUUGUGCGCCCGGUUCAAGUAUUACAUUGUUUGGAUGCUCGCAGAAGGUGCAUGCAUCCUCUCCGGGCUCGGUUUCAACGGAUAUGAUGAGAGAGGAAGGGCAAAAUGGGAUCGUGUAUCGAAUAUCGACGUUGUUGCAUACGAAAAAGCCGAUAACAUCAAAUCUUUGUUAGAAGCUUGGAACAAGAACACGAAUAAAUGGUUAAAGAAUUAUGUGUACCUUAGAGUGACGCCUCCAGGAAAGAAGCCAACUUUCUUUUCAACUUUUGCCACUUUCGGAACAAGUGCCAUAUGGCACGGAUUCUACCCCGGAUAUUAUUUGACAUUUGCAUCUGGUGCUUUUAUCCAAAGCCUUCAUCGAACAAUCCGUCGUCAUGUUCGCCCCAUUUUCCUGACACCUCGGUUUGCCCGUUUCAAGCCCUUAUAUGAUUUCCUGAAUUGGAUAAUCACACAAUCCAUUAUAAAUUAUUUGGUCAUAUCAUUCAACUUGCUCGAAUUGGGAAGCUCACUUUACGUCUGGAGCUCCUUGUAUUUCUGCGGGCAUGUGGCCAUUCUUUUUGCAUAUAUCGCUUUCUGGUUUGGCGCAGGAAAAAUCUGCAAGAGGAUCGUUUCGAUUGGUGGUGGCGUUCCUGAUGGAAAAAAGGAGGAUGACAUUGCAAAGAUAAAAAGAGAAGGUUACAAGCGAUGGGAAGAAAGAAAAAAGGAAUUGACCGAAAAGAAAAAACCCAUCAUCGCCGAAACAGGAUUUCCGUUAACCGAGGUGGAGUAG
Messenger RNA from Acaulospora morrowiae, 1725 nucleotides. Lineage: Eukaryota; Fungi; Glomeromycota; Glomeromycetes; Diversisporales; Acaulosporaceae. The record is from the annotation of a GenBank genome assembly.